Molecule: messenger RNA, 1083 nt
Organism: Symbiodinium pilosum
Lineage: Eukaryota; Dinophyceae; Suessiales; Symbiodiniaceae
Source: the annotation of a GenBank genome assembly
AUGAGGCAUUUGGGGACAUCGCGCAACGCUGUCCUCGUGGCGCUGCUCUUUGGUGCAUCUACAUUUCUGCAGGGCUGCGAUGACGACCAGGAGGAGGAGCCGAUCAAGGAGCCGCCCGUGGCAGCCAAGGACAAGCACCAGGUAGAGGAUCUGGAGGGCGCAGACGAAGACAGUCGUGGGAAGCAAAGCGCCUUGGACAGGGUGCCAAUUGUAGAGCGCGAGCAGCACGAAGCUCACGAACACGCCUGGGGAUUUGGCCGUUCUUCAAGUCGAUCAGGAGGGCCUGCCACACAGCUGGUUCUGGUCAACGCCAGUAGCGUCAAGCGUGAUGCUCUGCCUGGCAAGGGCGACAAGCUGUUAGACCAUGAGCGUGCCUACGAGCGAGCGCUGAUGUCGGGGACCGGGGCGGGUAGACAGGUGCACAUGCUGGCGGCCGAGCAACACCUGCAGGACUACUACCAGCACACUUCCACAACUACCACGACCACGACGACUACAACUACAACUACAACCACUGCAGCCAUUGAACAGUCUGAUGCCGAGAACAGUUUAGCUGAAAAAACAACAACAAAAUCCACGACCACAACUACAACAGCCACAACAACAACCACGACUCCGGACGAUGAGGUGUUUCUUCCAAAAGAACCUGCUAGCAAGGUUGGCGAAAGCAAGGCUCCGGCCGCCAAAAAAAUCGUGAACAUCUCAGAGCCGCCACAGCUUGUGACGGACGAGCUGAAGGUUGAGAGAUCCCCGAAGCUUGCGCCACAGGAAUGGAGGCAGAAAGUGCUCCAAGAGGCAAAGCACGCUGCACCUCCGGUGGUAAGUCCUUUCGCACAAGCAGCAGCAGCAGGCGGUGAGGAAAAUCCCGCGGCCACGGAGAAAACCAGUGUAUCUGUAGCUUCCACAGAGAGCACGACGACGAGCACGACACCAGUGAGUACAACGACGGAAGCCUCCACCACCACUGCCACCACCAAGAGCACCACUACAGAGAGUACUACCACCCAGCCCUCUAUCACCCAGGCUUCUACCACCCAGGCUUCUACCACCCAGGCUUCUACCACCCAGGCUGCUACCACCCAG